CCGCCAUCGUCUCGAUGCGCAAUGUUUGAUGGUUUACUCUCGAGCAUAGUCCUCUUUUUCCCACAAUCAUUAGCCAUCGCGCAGUCUGACUCGGUUUGGCAUAUAUCAUACCCCCCGCCUUCGUCACACUUCGGGUAAAUUCCAGCUGGGUGGCUCGGAAUUCUGCUCUGCGCCUUCGACCAUGUCCAAUCAUGACCCAGAGCUCGCAGUGGAUGGCAAGACAGAAGCGUCCGUGGGUAGACGUCUUGAAGAGGAUGAGCUCCGCCAGAUCGUGCAGGAGUGCGAAAUCUUGGACGAGGUCGCCCUUCGAGAGCUUGAACGAGAAGAUCUCGAGACUCUGGCUCACGCGUUUGGCUACAGCACGAACGUCGAGAGCGAGGCCAUUAUAAAGCAAUUGCUGCUCGACUCGCCUGGUGGCGUUCUAAUACGACCAUCCACGGAGACCACCGGGGAACACGAUCGUCUAGCGCCUGUCGCAUUUGAGAUUCCAGAGAAGCUGUUGGAGGAGGGAAUAGUCUUGGACGAGGCUGCUCUUCAUGAGAUCGACCGGAGUGAACUCGAAGCUGUGGCACAGGAAUAUGGCCACAGAACCGACCGUGAGAGUGAAGAGAUUAUACGACAGUUGUUGCUGGAGUUUCCGGAUGGAGUGAAUCAAGCCAUCCUCCGAGUUCAUUGAGAGCCUCAGAAAUGACAAUCUUGCUGCAGCUACCUUGCAUGAGGUAGCUAUUCCACUUCGUGCGCAAGACGCUCGGGAUCGCCCCCAAUCCCACGCCCACUCCCAAACGCGACGCGACUCGCGAAGGCAGCCUCAACGAUCAAGUGCCCACGGCGAUAGGCCACUGGCCAAGGAGAUUCACUCCCGCA
Messenger RNA from Laetiporus sulphureus 93-53, 864 nucleotides. RefSeq lists its product as uncharacterized. The record is from RefSeq and is a predicted model, not a curated record. The coding region runs from base 182 to 676 and encodes 164 amino acids. The transcript is spliced from 4 exons. Lineage: Eukaryota; Fungi; Basidiomycota; Agaricomycetes; Polyporales; Laetiporaceae.